This is a messenger RNA of Stegastes partitus (bicolor damselfish), 4153 nucleotides long. RefSeq names its product lysine (K)-specific demethylase 4B (gene kdm4b). The coding region runs from base 139 to 3819 and encodes 1226 amino acids. Lineage: Eukaryota; Metazoa; Chordata; Actinopteri; Pomacentridae. Gene Ontology annotation, molecular function: histone H3K9 demethylase activity. The transcript is spliced from 22 exons. Gene Ontology annotation, cellular component: nucleus; chromatin. Gene Ontology annotation, biological process: regulation of gene expression; chromatin remodeling. The record is from RefSeq and is a predicted model, not a curated record.
CGAAAGCCUCGGCUAGCUAAUGCUAGAAGAAAAUCGAUCCAGGGAAUUUUCACUAAACGAAACCAAAUCGAUAGAGCCAAACAGGGAGCGGACGAUAUUUUGCUGCAGGAGGUUUACCUGCAAUCCCUCAAAAACUCAAUGGCUACCGACAUGCCCAUGGACACGGUGUCAGCUCCUCACCCUGCCCCGGCCUCGCCUCCUGCUCUCAGCCCCAGCGCAGCCCAAGACCAGAUUCCCACUAAGGAGCCAGCGAUAGCUGAAACCCCCGACACAGCAGUGACCUCAGAACAUGAUGCUGCUCCAGAUCUCACCCCAGCUCAGCCUACAGACCCAGGCGUGGCCCCCGAACUUACUCCCGGUUGUGAGCUGCCCCCGGGCCCUCUGCUGGCACCACCGCCAGCCACCGCCAAGAACCCCAGCUGCAAGAUCAUGACUUUCCGGCCCACCAUGGAAGAGUUCAAAGACUUUGCCAAAUACAUAGUCUACAUGGAGAGUCAAGGGGCUCAUCGUGCUGGCCUGGCAAAGGUGAUUCCCCCGGAGGGCUGGAAGCCGCGCAGGUCCUAUGACACCAUCGAGGACAUGGUGAUCCCAGCUCCCAUCAUGCAGGUGGUGACCGGUCAGUCGGGUCUGUUCACUCAGUACAACAUCCAGAAGAAAUCUAUGACUGUGAGCGAGUACCGCAAGCUGGCCAACAGCAAGAAGUACUGCACACCGCGUCACAAAGACUUUGAUGACUUAGAGAGGAAGUACUGGAAGAACCUGACAUUUGUGUCGCCCAUUUAUGGUGCUGAUGUUAGCGGCUCCAUCUAUGAUGAGGACAUUCAUGAGUGGAACAUCGGCCAUCUGAACACACUGCUGGAUAUGGUGGAGCAGGAGUGUGGCAUCGUCAUCGAGGGCGUCAACACGCCGUACCUGUAUUUUGGUAUGUGGAAGACCACCUUUGCAUGGCACACUGAGGACAUGGACCUCUACAGCAUCAACUACCUGCACUUUGGGCAGUCCAAGUCCUGGUAUGCUGUCCCACCUGAGCAUGGCAAGAGGCUGGAGAGACUGGCACAAGGCUUCUUCCCAGGCAGCUCCCAAGGCUGUGAUGCCUUCCUUCGCCACAAGAUGACACUGAUCUCUCCAUCCAUCCUGAAGAAAUACGGCAUUCCCUUCGACAGGAUAACUCAGAACGAAGGGGAGUUUAUGAUCACAUUUCCUUACGGCUACCACGCUGGCUUCAACCACGGCUUCAACUGUGCAGAGUCCACAAACUUUGCCACUCUGCGCUGGGUGGACUACGGCAAGAUGGCUACCCAGUGUUCCUGUCGAAAGGACAUGGUGAAGAUCUCCAUGGAUGUGUUUGUGCGCUGCCUGCAGCCUGAUCGCUACGAGCUGUGGAAGCAGGGCAAAGACGCCACAAUGCUAGACCACCUGAAGGCCACAGAGCUCAGCAGCCCUGAACUAGAGAGCUGGAGGCAGCAUCGUGUCACCUACAGGGCUAACCUCCUGCGAAGGGCCAUGCAGAAGAUGAAGCAGGUCCGUCGUCUGAAGCUGGAGGAGGUGAAGGUGCUGGCGGAGGAGGGCAUUGAGCUGAAUGCUACUGAGUACCAGCGUCAGGUGGAGGAGCGCGAGGCCCAGAGGAGGCAGGAGAGGGAGGAGCGUCUAGCCAGAGAGGCCAUGAUGACCCUGGAGGCCAUGGAGCGUGAGGAGCAGGAGGCUGCCGAGGCCGCCGCUAAAGCAGCAGAGACUCCGACUGUGGAGGAGCCAGAAGCCAAACCGCAGAACUUGACAGAUGACGUCGAGAAAAAGAAGCCGAAAAAGCCGAAGAAGAUCUCCAAUAUCCAAAGUGCCAUGACUGGAUUUGAGGAAGCAUUUGAGCAGUUUGCUACGUCUGGCAUCAAUAAUUCUAAGAAGGCCGUGGCCAGUCAUGUAGACACUCUAUCCCCGAGACACACUGACAUCCCGGCAGACAGCAAGAUGGAUGUGAGUGCCACCCAGGCAUGCUACUCCAAGAUGAAAAUGCCAACAGAGGUAAAAAAGAGUCGCCGCCACCCCCUCAGCAAGCCGCCCAUGCGCUCCCCGCUGUCCAUCGUCAAGCAAGACCCUACGAGUGACAAAGAGCUGUCCUCACCCAUGCCGCUGGAUAGCGACAUGAAGAAACAAGAGCACCUGUGGCAGAACCAUUCACCCAACUUCCUGGCAGAGAAGGCUUUCAACGCGGCGGUGGCUGCACUCCAACCGCACUGUGCUGUCUGCUCGCUCUUCUGUCCGUACACUAAGCCACAAAAAGACGGCUCGGUCGCAAGCGAUGCCGUGCGCACCGCCCCUCCCCGCCACGGCAGCUUGACUCGUCCACUCGUCCCAGAGAUGUGUUUCAGUGUUGGAGCAGGAAACACAGAGCCGCCACCCACCAACUGCCACAUUGGGGAGGAUGGAACCAGCCUUCUGAUCCGCUGUUCAUCUUGCCACAUGCAGGCUCAUUCCAGCUGUUACGGAGUAAAGCCAGACUCUGUCGGCGAUUCCUGGAUGUGCUCCAGGUGUGCAGCAGGAGCCUGGACAGUGGAGUGUUGCCUCUGUAACCUGAGAGGAGGAGCUUUGAAGACCACCACAGACAACCGGUGGGUCCACGUCAUCUGUGCCAUUGCUGUGGCCGAAGCUCGCUUUGUCAACGCUAUUGAGAGGCAGCCGGUGGACGUCAGUGCUGUCCCAGAAACCCGCAAGAAUCUGAAGUGUGUGUUCUGCCACGGCAAGACUGCCAGUCAGAACCGCGGCGCCUGCAUCCAGUGCUCGUACGAGAACUGUGCCACCUCCUUCCACGUCACCUGUGCCCAAAUUGCCGGAGUAAUCAUGACGCCUGCCGACUGGCCCUACGUGGUGUCUGUCACCUGCCACAAGCAUAAAAGGAGCACUCCGAAGCCUCGAGGGGCACCCAAAAGCCCGCAGGGUCCGACCCUGGGCCAAAGGGUGAUCGGUCGCAACAGCGACGCCUGGUACUACCACUGCACCAUCAUCGGCAUGGCAACACAGACGUACUACGAGGUCAACUUCGACGACGGCUCAUACUGUGACAACUUGCACCCGGAGAACAUACUAAGUCACGACUGCCUGCGUAGCGGCCCUCCUGACAUCGGGGAGCUGAUUGUGGUCAGCACACCCGAGGGUCAGGUCCGGAACGCCUCCUUUGUCAAACAGCACACCCACAAGUACUACCAGGUUGAGUUUCAGGACCAGAGUCAGCUGAUGCUCAAACACUCAGAGAUCUUUCAGCUGGACCAGGAGUUACCCAAAAGGGUCCGAGCCCGACUCGCGAUACCGGUACCGCAGGAGGACAUUUCCCCAGCAGACGAAGCUAAAGCAGCCAAACGCCGCCGCCUGCCCUCCGACUCGGCUCCUCCCGCCGACACCCCCAUGGAGAUGACUAAUACGCCGGCCUGCCCCCUAACCACGGCCCCGGCAGCGACACCAUCACCAGAACACAGUGUUAGCACACCGCCGACCUCACAACCUCUGCCCCAACCCGCCGCGCCGCCGCAGGACGCCCCCGCCCCGCCCGCCGGCGUUCAGAUGGACGCCGAGACCCCGAUGGACACCAGCGUCGCCUUCACCGACGCCCUCGCGGAGCCGACCCUGGCCUCGGACCCCACGCUGACUCCGCAGUCCGCCCCCUUCCAGUCCACCUUAAACUCUGACCCCCUGCUGUCCGCCCCGUCCCCUCCCCCUCCGCCCCGGCACAUGUCCGACUGCUACACGCCCAGCAGCGGCUACGUCUCCUACAUGGAGACGCUGCUGCAUUCACACUUUCCUCAGGACGAUGGCUCCGGCUCCCUGUAUUAAACCCGACUCCAGCACGUCGUCACUCGGCCGACGGAGGGCUGAGCCAAUAGGAAGUAAGCUAAUGGAGGCGGAUUCUACUGAGUGCUGUAUUAACGGACAAAUGUUUCCUUCGCCGGCGCUGAGAGCUCAGGGCGGGAGCAGGAAACCACACGGACACACAAGCACUCUUUUAUUGCAUGUUACUUUUCUAUUUUUGAGUUAAUGUAUUUGCAGUGGUGCUUUAGCCCGCUCUGAGGCAGCAGCUAAAGAGGACAAGGCUUGUUUGUUUUUUUAAAUUUUAAUUUUAACAUUAUUAUUAUUGUUGUUAUUAUUAUUAUUAUUAUUAUUAUUUGUU